AUGGGCGCUUCAUCUGCCAUAAUCUUCAGCGCCCUGGGUGCCACCUAUGGCAUGGACAAGAGUGGUACCAGCAUCGCAGCCAUGUCAGUCAUGAGGCCGGACCUGAUCAUUAAGUCCAUCAUCCCAGUGGUCAUGGCUGGGAUCAUCGCCAUCUACGGCCUGGUGGUGGCAGUCCUCAUCGCCAACUCCCUGAAUGAUGGUAUUAAUCGCUACAGGAGUGUCUUCCAGCUGGGUGCAGGCUUGAGCGUGGGCCUGUGUGGUCUGGCGGCUGGCUUUGCCAUUGGCAUUGUGAGGGACGCCGGUGUUCGGGGCACUGCCCAGCAGCCCUACCUGUUUGUGGGCAUGAUCCUGAUCCUCAUCUUUGCUGAGGUGCUUGGCCUCUAAGGUCUCAUGGUGGCCUUCAUACUUUCCACAAAGUAGUGCCUCAAGCUCACCAGCCACAGAACACGAUGUAAAGACCACCCCCUCCUCAUUCCAGA
Molecule: messenger RNA, 479 nt
Organism: Marmota monax (woodchuck)
Lineage: Eukaryota; Metazoa; Chordata; Mammalia; Rodentia; Sciuridae
Product: V-type proton ATPase 16 kDa proteolipid subunit c-like
Exons: 1
Coding region: 1-384 (127 amino acids)
Biological process (GO): proton transmembrane transport
Cellular component (GO): proton-transporting V-type ATPase, V0 domain
Molecular function (GO): proton-transporting ATPase activity, rotational mechanism
Source: RefSeq, a predicted model, not a curated record